Molecule: messenger RNA, 778 nt
Organism: Haliotis rubra (blacklip abalone)
Lineage: Eukaryota; Metazoa; Mollusca; Gastropoda; Lepetellida; Haliotidae
Product: serine--tRNA synthetase-like protein Slimp
Exons: 5
Coding region: 124-516 (130 amino acids)
Source: RefSeq, a predicted model, not a curated record
CUGUAUACUGUAUAUUUCCAGACUGUGAUUCUAUCUGCUUGCUCUGACCGAGUGUCCUGUGCCACUGAAUUUAACAAGAUCACAGCUCUAGUCUGGAAGCUGUACAACAAAUUAAAUUUAGCCAUGAGGCUUGUUGUCAUUCCAAGCAGAGACCUUUUAUUGUGUGAAAGUCUGAGGGUGGAGAUACAGAUGUGGGCCCCCAGUGUCAGGAAGUACAUCAAGUUGGCUCAUGUUUCCUGCAUUGAUGACUAUGUUGCUAGGCGUCUGAUGUGUUACCAUAGCAACAACCAAGCAGAUUAUAAACAAUUUCAACACCUACAGAUGGUCUAUGGAGAGGUUUUGGAUGUGACUCGCUUGUUGGGAGUUAUGUUGGAGCAAAGACCAAGUUCCAGUGAUGUGAGUGACCUUAUGUUGCCUGACUUUGGAUUAGGGAACCAGGGACCAAGAGCGGCAUCUGAGGAAUAUAUUCUCAGUCUUCAAGAAUUGUUCUUCUCACCAAAACAUUUGGUGUCAUAGAAACUAGUCUUUUCUAGAAGUACACAGGGUUUAACAGGAACCUGAGUGUAUUCUGAAUUUUGUUGAAUGUAAUUAUUUUUAUGGAUUGCAUUAAAGUUCUUGAUGCACAUUAUCUCAUAUGCCUUCACUUGUUGAGCAGUAUAUUUUUAUUUGACAAAGUAUCCUGGUGCAUGUAGCAUCACAGUUUAUUUCUAUUAAUGUAUAGCUUUCAUAGUCACGAUAUGCUUAAAUACUGCCAAUGCGAAUAAAUCAUAGCAAAAUG